AUGGACGCGUCGCAAACCGCGUCUUUCAUGGAGGAACAUCACAGUUCCCUGCGCGAGUUCAAUUUCCAGAAUGUGGUGCUUCGCAGCCGUAAUUGGGACGACACGCUCGCGCCAUUGACACAACUCACCCACACCAUGGAUGUGCCAAUAGUAUUGAGUCCAGCGGGAGUCAGCCAAAAGCAGUUAAAGAAGGCGACUUGCGAUUUGCAGCAACAAAAGGACAGAGGACGCUACGAAGCUUGGCCAAAGCGCGAUUUCGGACACACGAGCUGCUGUGGGAGAGCCUAG
Molecule: messenger RNA, 288 nt
Organism: Penicillium verrucosum
Lineage: Eukaryota; Fungi; Ascomycota; Eurotiomycetes; Eurotiales; Aspergillaceae
Exons: 1
Coding region: 1-288 (95 amino acids)
Source: RefSeq, a predicted model, not a curated record